CUGCCCACCUGCCUUUUAGCUCCUUCAUUUCUCCACCUCAUCUAAUCUUCAAUUUACUCCUUCCCUCCACCAUGGCUACGCUGCUCCGGAAAGUCUGGGAGUCUGUCUCCGCUCGUUCUUCUUCCACCUCCCACUCACCUCUCCAGUUAACUUCUUCUUCAGCCACUUCAUCCGACUCAUCGCUCGGACCUUGUUUCGAUUCUAUUCCGCUUGAUAUUCUGCUACAGAUACUCCGGCUGGUCGGCCCCAAGGACGCCAUCAAGCUUGGUUGCGUUAGCCGAGCCUGGAGAUCCCUUGUCUCGGAUAAUCGCCUUUGGAUAUAUUUUCUCCAAUACUAUCAAGGCCACGACGAUCCCUGGGACUCCGUUUUCUUCGCCGAGUUGAACUUACGGUCCGGUUAUCCUCUGCAAACAUUCCCAAGUCGCACAGGGGAGUUAUCUUUCAUGCGCAUUUAUGGUCAACGUGCACAAGUCUCUGGUUCUGUUAUUAUUGAUGGUGGUUCGGGCUAUUGCAAGUUUGGGUGGAGCAAGUAUGCUUGUCCAUCUGGGCGGUCUGCAACUUUUCUGGAGUUUGGUAACAUCGAAUCUCCAAUGUAUGCUAGACUUCGACAUUUUUUUGGCACUAUUUAUAGCAGGAUGCAGGUUAAGCCAUCCACUCAACCAAUUGUCCUGUCCAUUCCAAUAUGCCAUUAUGAUGAUACAGAUUCGGCCAAAGCAUCAAGAAGGCAGCUUAAAGAUGCCAUCCACACUGUCUUAUUUGACAUGAAUGUUCCUGCUGUUUGUGCUGUGAAUCAGGCAACAUUAGCUCUCUUUGCAGCAAGACGGACAUCAGGAAUUGUUGUUAACAUUGGUUUUCAAGUUACAUCUGUUGUUCCCAUUUUAAAUGGGAAAGUUAUGCGUAAGGUGGGUGUUGAAGUUAUUGGACUGGGAGCAUUAAAACUCACAGGAUACCUCAAGGAACUCAUGCAGCAGAACAAUAUUAACUUUGAAUCAUUGUACACCGUGCGGACACUAAAAGAGAACCUAUGCUAUGUUGCUGCUGAUUAUAAAACAGAACUAUCAAAAGAUACUCGAGCAUCAAUGGAGGUUCCAGCCAUGGGUUGGUUUACUUUGUCAAAGGAACGUUUUCAAACUGGAGAGAUCUUAUUCCAGCCACGUAUUGGAGGAGUGCGUGCUAUGGGAUUGCAUCAGGCGGUAGCACUCUGCAUGGAUCAUUGCCAUGCUGCAGAAUUGACAUGCGAUGAUACUUGGUUCAAGACUAUAGUUUUGUCAGGGGGAACUGCAUGUUUACCGGGACUAGCAGAGAGGUUAGAGAAGGAACUACAUGAGACUCUUUCCCCUUCCCUAGCAAAUGGAUUAAGAGUCAUUCCUCCUCCUCAUGGUCCAGAUACUGCAUGGUUUGGGGCCAAGUUUAUCAGCAACUUGAGCACGUUCCCAGGGACCUGGUGCAUAAGAAAGAAGCAGUUCCGACGUAAAUCCAGAGCCAACAUCAUGUGGUGAAGCAGAUUGGGGUUUUCUAAAGUCGACCACCUUCAUCCCCGUCGUGGUAGUUGUAUAAUGAUAUAAUAGCGAAGCAGCCCUUGGGCUUCUUGCCAUGGCUUCGCUUGGCAACAGUUAUGGUAGCGUUAUUGAGCUGCUGUAAACUUUUUUCCUUCCUGCCACCUGGAUUUAAGGGCGGUAGGGCAUGGUAUAAAAUAGCACACAUAUGAGUUUAUCUUAGACUCAAUUGAACUUAAUUUUAAGUAGCACACAUAUGAGGUAAGUCUUUUUUUUUUUUAAUUAUUUAGAAUCUAAUUAUCCCUAAUGUUAGUAAUUUAUAAUAUUAUUACUAAUAUUUUUGUUAUGUAAAGAAAUCUAAUAAAUUAUAAUUAUUGAUAAAUAGUUAUGUUGUAAGGAUGUAACUUUUGUACCUAAAAUUAUUUUAUAAAGAUAAAAUUUUAUGUAAA
This is a messenger RNA of Gossypium raimondii (Peruvian cotton), 1945 nucleotides long. RefSeq names its product actin-related protein 8. NCBI's taxonomy places the organism in Eukaryota, Viridiplantae, Streptophyta, Magnoliopsida, Malvales, Malvaceae. Bases 72 to 1499 code for a protein of 475 amino acids. The record is from RefSeq and is a predicted model, not a curated record. Gene Ontology annotation, molecular function: protein binding. The transcript has 12 exons.